AUGGUUGUGCCGUUCGCAAUAAUGGCGAUAUCGGCUGGUAUACUGACUCUGAGUUUCUUGCCUGAAACGAUGGGUCAACCCUUGCCUGAAACGAUUGAAGAAGUCGAAGGUAUAGAAACGGAAAGUGAACCACAGGAGUUGCAGCCACUCCAGGCAAAGGAACCGGCCGAAAAUGAACAGUCUGAGCCUACAAAGGAAGACUAG
Cooperia oncophora is the source of this 204-nucleotide messenger RNA. The record is from the annotation of a GenBank genome assembly. NCBI's taxonomy places the organism in Eukaryota, Metazoa, Nematoda, Chromadorea, Rhabditida, Trichostrongylidae.